Molecule: messenger RNA, 1386 nt
Organism: Podospora pseudocomata
Lineage: Eukaryota; Fungi; Ascomycota; Sordariomycetes; Sordariales; Podosporaceae
Exons: 4
Coding region: 1-1386 (461 amino acids)
Source: RefSeq, a predicted model, not a curated record
AUGGCUCCCACUACUGUCCAGAAUCCUCCGGCGCCCGUCGAGUCCAAAACCGCCCUGAAGAAGAAGGCCAAGGCCGCUGCUGCUGUCAAGGCCGCUGCCGGCACCGAGUCCCCUGCCCCUGCUUCCGUUGCCGGCGGCGAGAACCCAGAUGACAGCUCUGAGAAUGGCUACAUCCGCGAGCUUUCCAAGAACAUCCGCAACCUCAACAAAAAGAUCUCCAAUGGUGCCAGAAUCGAGAAUUUGAUCAACGAGCAUAGUGGCAAGUCACUCGAGGAGCUCGUAGCUGCCAAGAUCAUCAAUGCCGACCAGGCUGCCUCGCACCUGAAACGCCCCUCCCUUCAGAACCAGCUCGCCCAGUUCGAGAAGGAGCUUGCCAUGCACAAGCAGAUCGAGGCCGACCACCGUUCCCGUCUGAGCCAGCUGGAGACUACGCUGAAGGAGAAGUUCGAGAAGGAGAAGGAGGAGCUUGUUGCUGAGACAAAGCAAAAGGUCGAGGCCGAGGCCGACGAGAAACUGAGGGGCUACCUUUUGGCUCUCUCGCAGUUCCUUCGUCUCGCUGCUGCCCGCCGUCUCGCCGAGGCUGAUAGCUCGAUUGAUGAGAAUGCGGCUAUCGAAGGUGUUCUUCUCCAUAUCUACUGUGGUGAUAAUGAUUCCGUCACCGAGAUGCUCAAGUUGGUCCAGGGAUCAGAUGAGUGCGUCCUUGGUGUUGAGGGGAGGUUACUGAAGACUACCUUUGCCGAUAUCAAGGAGGAGGCUUAUGCCCAUCUGAACCCAAACUACAAGCGUCCCAAGCCAGCCGAGCCCGAGUUUGCGGAAGAGCUGAAGUUGGACGAGUACGAGUCGACCGUUUUGGUCGAGACUGACCCAACAGUUGCCAAUGCCGGUCUCACCGAGGUUGACGAUGGCUCUGCCGUCGCUUUGACAAACGGCCAUGGCCAGGACGCCUCGUCUGCUAGCGGCGGUGCUCCCGGCAACGCCGAUGUCGCCGACAGUGCUGCAAAUGCCGCUGGCGAGAACCAGUGGGAUACCGGCAACACCAUCUCGGACUCGCAGGAAUGGGUUAAUGUCAACGUUCCCCGCGAUCUCGGCGAGACGGAGACCGGUGCGGCCGCUACACCUGCCCAGCCUACUGCCCCGGUUACCAACCAGUCGUGGGCUGACGAGCAUCCCGAGACGGCGGCCGAGGCUACCACCCCUGCCGAUGAUGGAUUUCACCAGGUCCCGAGCCGCAGCCGUGGCAGCCGUGAUGGUGGCCACCGUGGUCGUGGCGGUUUCCGUGGCCGCGGUGGUGGUUUCCGCGGUGAUGGCCGUGGACGCGGUCGUGGCCGUGGUGGUGAUCGCGGGGGUUUCCCCUCGCGUCCUCGCCGGGAAGAAAGCCAGGGUUAG